UGCGGUGAUUCAUCGCGGGCAGAUCGCAGGCAGGAAAUGGGAGUUUGCUGCCUGCCCCGUGCCCGUCGUGGGCUCGGGCUCGCCGGGGCCUGGCGGGCGGCAGGGGCCUGACGCCCACGGGCACAGCGGCCCCGAGCUGCGGAGAGCGGAGCCCCCCCGGGAAGGAAGCAACCGGCGGAGGCCGAGAGCCGGAGGAUUUUUCGCCUGCGUUUCUCCAGAAGAGAGCAAGCUGCCCGUGAGCGGGGGGGGAGCGGGGAGCCCUUGGGGCUGGGCGAGCCGGGGCUGCUGUCCCCUGGGGGCUGCCCCUGUCCGGGUGUCCCUCUGUGUGUGUCCCCCCCCCCCCCCCCACGGGGACCCGCGGGGUGGCGGUGGGCUGGGGGGGGCUCCAUUGAGAAGCGGAGCGUGGGAAAGAGGGGGCGGGGCCUGGGGGCUGCCUGCCCGCGGAUUGGCUGGGGGGGGGGGGAGAGACCCCCAAAUAGUGCCCGAAAGGAGGGGGCAGCCCCGGGCUCGCUCCCCGCUGGGAUGCGCCUGGGGGCAGCCGGACCCCAGCUCCCCACGGGCGGCUGCGGCGUGGCCUCGGGGCCACGAGUUGUGGGGGUCUCAGCCCGGCCGGGGGCUGCGGGGGGAGAAACCCCCUUGGGGCACCGCAGAGGGGCCGAGCACAGCCCUCGGGAGCUGCUGGCAAAGCUGCCCCAGACCCCCUGCAGCCCCCAGGGGCGUGGGGACCCCGGCAGCUCGCUGGGUGCGGGGUUGCACCUUGCUUCUUGCAUGCGUGUGGUGUGCUUGGGGGCAGGGUUUGGGGACCUGUGCAUCGUGCUUGGGGUCAGGACGUGGAUGCCUUCGCCGUGCUUGGGGCAGGGGCAUGGGACACUUGCACGGUGCUUCGGAGCACACCACUGGGACCCCGUUACCUUGCUCAGGGUCAGGACGCAGGGAUGCUCGCAUGGGGUUGGGAUGUGGGGGACUUUGCAUCAGGGCAGGGGUUGGACGUGGAGAUGUUUGCGUGGUGCUGGAGGCCAGGACAAGGGGACCCUUGCAUGGCACUUGGUGUCGUGUGGGGCCCCUCGCACAGUGCUCAGGAUGGGGUUGGGGUGCAGGAGUUUUGCAUCAGGGGACUUGGGGACCCAAUUAUUGGGGUCAGUAUGGCAGGACCUCUGCAUCAGGGUGAGGAUUUGGGAACCUCUGCAACGGGGUCAAGACUUGGGGACUGCAGCUCCUCUUGGAGCUCAGCAGCUGGAAGCGGGGGGUGGCGGGGGCAGGUUGUGUCUCUCUGGUCCCUCCUUGCAGGGGUUCAUUCACCGAGGCCCUGGGGCCCCCCACAUCGCCCCUUGCUCCCGCUGGGCGUCCGUGGGUGGCCUCCAAGCUGGAGCACAACAAUUCCAAGUCAGAUGCGGCGCUGGAGCUAUUUUAACUCCCCCCUGAGCUCCCCCGACCCACUGCCAUGAAGAAGAAGACGGCCAACGGGAGGGGACCGGAUCCGGCGGCCCCCCUGCCACGUGCCCGGGGCAUUGCCAAGCCAGCAGAGUACGUGGGCUCCUUCGCGGUGGAGGACCUGGACCUGCAGCGGCAAGUGGGGUGGCUGGAGGAGCAGCUGCGGGCACUGAAGGACUGCCCCAGGAGGAGGUCGGUGGUGCUGAGGUUCAGCUUGCAAGGGCUGAAGGUCUACGGUGCCGAUGGGGAGACGCUGCUGAUGGCGCACGCUCUGCGCCGGAUCCUGUACAGCACCUGGAGGCACGCUGAGCACCAGUUCGCCUUCGUGGCCCGCAACCCCUACAGCCCCCCCAGCGCCCUCUUCUGCCACCUCUUCAUGGGCCCCCCGGGUGAGGUGCAAGUCCUGCACCUCCUGCUCUGCCGCUCCUUCCAGCUCGGCUAUCUCCUGGCGCACCCCGAGGAGCAGGCGGGCGAGGGGGAGCCGUCGGGUGCCGGGGUGCUGCGGGAGCCGCUCAACCCCGAGGAGGUGUCACGAAAUGUCAACGCGCUCGUCUCCUUCCGGCGCCUGCCCGCGCCCAUCGGCCUCGGCUCGCUGGGUGCAGGGGAGCGGCGGCCGGAGGCUGAGGGCCGAGCUGGCAGCUGGCGCCCAGGGAACCCCUACUGCUCCCCGGUCCUGGUGCGCAAAAAAGCCAUCCGCAGCAAAGUCCUGCGCUCGGGCGCCUAUCGUGACUGCGGGGCUGAGAGCCAGCCGCAUCAGCCACCCCGCGAGGCCGCGGCCUCGGGAUGGGAGAGCAAAGGGGCGCGGAGCCUGGCACUGCUCCCCGAGAACGAGAGCAUCCUGGCCGAGAGCGUGUGGGCCUUUGCCGGCAUCGCCAGGGACGGCGGCAUCGCGCUGCUGCGCAGGGACGUCCCCGGCGCCUUCCUGCUGCGCCCUGAGCCCGGCCUGGCCAAGCGCUGGUGCCUGUGGGUGCGGGCGCCCUGCGGCGUCGUCCCCUACUGCGUCUUCAGGACACCCCAGGGACGGUUCUGCGUGGAGGAGCACGGCACCGAGCAGAUCUACAACGACGUCGCCUACCCGCUGGUCGAGAUUGUCUCAGGCAGGUGUUGGUAUGACAGACAACCUCCCCGAGCAGGCCCAAGAGGUGGUAGCUGGCCAAGAACUGCAGCACCCGUCUCCGUUUGCAGCAGUGACGUGUCUAACCAAGUUCAUGUUCAAGAACCUGAGAGACUUCAACAGCAGUUUCAAAAAGCAUCUCAGCUGCAUUUCACUCGCCUCCAGGGUGUCACUGAAGGUUACAAUGGCACCAUAUUCGCCUAUGGCCAGACUGGCAGCGGGAAGUCAUUUACCAUGCAGGGGGUUGUGGAUCCUUCUACAGAGAAAGGCAUUAUACCUAGAGCAUUUGAACACAUUUUUGAGAGCAUCCAGUGUGCUGAAAAUACCAAGUUCUUGGUGAGAGCUUCCUACCUGGAGAUUUACAAUGAAGAUGUACGAGACCUUCUAGGAGCUGAUACCAAGCAGAAGUUGGAGCUGAAGGAGCACCCGGAGAAGGGGGUGUACGUGAAGGGGCUUUCUCUGCACACUGUGCACAGCGUGGUCCAGUGCGAGCGGAUCAUGGAGAUGGGCUGGAGGAACCGAGCAGUGGGUUACACCCUCAUGAACAAGGACUCGUCCCGCUCCCACUCCAUCUUCACCAUCCAUAUGGAAAUCUGCACCGUAGAUGAGAGAGGGCAAGACCACCUUAGGGCUGCAAAACUCAAUUUAGUGGAUCUGGCAGGAAGUGAAAGACAGUCAAAAACUGGAGCCACAGGGGAGCGGCUCAAAGAGGCCACCAAAAUCAACCUAUCCCUCUCUGCUCUGGGCAAUGUCAUCUCAGCCCUGGUCGACGGCAGGUGCAAACACAUCCCCUACCGCGACUCGAAGCUGACCAGGCUGCUGCAAGACUCCCUUGGAGGGAAUACCAAGACCCUGAUGAUAGCAUGCUUAUCUCCAGCUGAUAACAACUAUGACGAAAGCCUCAGCACUCUGCGCUAUGCUAAUCGAGCAAAAAACAUCAAGAACAAGCCCUCUAUCAAUGAGGACCCCAAAGAUGCUCUGCUGAGGGAAUAUCAGGAGGAGAUUAAGAAACUGAAGGCCAUUCUAGCUGAACAGAUGAACGCGAAUAACUUGCCAGGCCUUCUACCUGCCGAGACUGCUCACUUGGAAGUGAAGCCAGCUCACCCCCUCAAACCCCAGCUAGAUGUUGAAGCAGAGAAGCAGCUGAUCAGAGAAGAGUACGAGGAGAAGCUGGCCCAGCUAAAGGCCAGCUAUGAGGCAGAGCAGGAGUCUCGUGCCCGCCUCGAAGAGGACAUCAGUAACCUGAGGAAUUGCUAUGAUCUCAAGCUGUCUGCUCUGGAGGAGAACCUCAGGAAGGAAGCAGGUGCUAUGAGGACUGAAACUGCUCCUGAUGAGACACCUUUGCCUGAAGACUCUGUUGCUGCAGUGGAUGAAGAACCAGUAUCAGUCAAGGAUGCAGCAGCGCCUCAGACUGUCCAAGACACUGGUGGUGUGAGCAGGGGGAGUGCUGGAGCAGAGGUGGCUGUCACCACGGAGGGGAUUUCAGUGCCUGUAGACCAGCAGCAGGUGCUUGCCAGGCUGCAGAUGCUAGAGCAACAGGUGGUAGGGGGGGAGCAGGCUAAAAACAAGGACCUCAAAGAAAAGCAUAAACGCCGGAAAAAGUAUGCAGAUGAGCGGAGAAUGCAGCUAGUGACUGCGCUACAGAAAUCUGAUGAGGACAGCAGCGACUGGGUUCUGCUUAAUGUCUACGACUCCAUCCAGGAGGAGGUUCGAGUCAAGAGCAAACUUCUGGAGAAGAUGCAGAAAAAGCUGCAGGCUGCUGAGACCGAGAUCAAAGAUCUGCAGUCAGAGUUUGAGCUGGAGAAGAUCGAUUACCUCAACACCAUCCGCCGGCUGGAGCGAGACUCCAUGCUCUUCCAGCAGCUGCUGGAUCAGGUGCAGUCCCUCAUCCGGCGUGACUGCAACUACAGCAAUCUGGAGAAGAUUAAGCAUGAGUCUGUCUGGGAUGAGGAGGCUGGCUGCUGGAAAAUUCCAGAGCCUGUCAUUCAAAAAACCCACCUGCCCGCAGUUCCAGCACUGCCACAGUCUAAAUCUGCCAGAAAGAGCCCUUCAGCUGAGAGUGGAGAACCAAUGCAAGAGGAAGACCGCUACAAGCUGAUGCUGAACAGGAGCGAGAGUGAGAGCAUUGCCAGCAAUUACUUCCGAUCCAAGCGAGCCAGCCAGAUUCUUAACACUGAUCCAAUGAAGAACCGAGCUCAGCCCACCGCUCCCUCGGGGCUGAACGCCGCUGUGACCAGCACCUCUGCCACGCUGCUGCCCCAGCCCCGUCCGUUCCGCCUCGAAUCCCUCGACGUCACACCACCGGCCUCCAAAACCACGCGGAAAAGGGGCAAAGGCGGCAUGGCCAGCGACACCUCCUGACUGCGGGGUUGGGAUGUGGGGGGACUGCGGGGCUGGGGGAGCUGCGCGGGGCCUGGCGCUGUAAUUCCACCCCAACACGGACAGCGUUGGCUUGGG
Molecule: messenger RNA, 5002 nt
Organism: Anas platyrhynchos (mallard)
Lineage: Eukaryota; Metazoa; Chordata; Aves; Anseriformes; Anatidae
Gene: KIF17
Product: kinesin family member 17
Biological process (GO): microtubule-based movement
Molecular function (GO): microtubule binding; microtubule motor activity; ATP binding
Source: RefSeq, a predicted model, not a curated record